ACGGGAAUUAAGGCCACAUUGACUAUGAAACCUGACAGUGUUCCAAAGUUUUGCCCACCACGUAAUGUACCAUAUGCUCUUCGACCACGAGUCGAGGCUGAACUAAAGCGUCUGACAGAACUUGGAGUGAUCUCACCCGUGGAGCACAGUGAUUGGGCCACGCCCGUGGUGCCUGUCAGCAAAAAGGAUGGCACAGUAAGGCUCUGUGGAGAUUUCAAGAUCACCAUCAACCCAUCUCUGUGCGUGGAUAAGUAUCCGAUUCCACGCAUUGAGGAUCUUUUUGCCUCUCUAGCAGGAGGCCAACACUUUAGUAAGCUAGACUUAUCAAACGCUUAUCUACAGAUGGAGGUAGAAGAGAAGUCUAGGGAGCUGCUGACUAUUUCGACGCAAAAAGGGUUAUUCCGUUUUAAUCGUUUACCGUUUGGGGUAGCUUCAUCACCCGCCUUAUUUCAAAAGGCUAUGGACCAAGUGCUUCUCGGACUGCCGUAUACACAUUGCUACCUGGACGACAUACUGAUUAGUGGUCCAGACGAAAUGACACACCUAAAAACUCUGGAUGCAGUCCUGGGCAGGCUAGUGGAACACGGUCUGCAUCUCAAGUCUGAGAAGUGCCUGUUUUUCCAGGAGUCUGUGGAAUACUUAGGGCAUAUCAUUGACGCAGAGGGACUCCACAAAUCACCAGAGAAGGUACGUGCUAUUGUGGAAGCACCUGCACCUGGGGAUGUCAGUCAGCUACGUUCGUUCUUAGGAAUGCUGAACUAUUAUGGACGUUUCAUUCCCGAUUUAGCUACUAUCAUGAAACCACUGAAUGAUCUGCUAAAUAAAGGGAAGAAAUGGCAGUGGACGUCAGCCUGUGAGUCAGCGUUCCAGACAUCAAAAGCUUUACUGGUUUCACAGGAAGUAUUGACCCACUACAAUCCUAAACUGCCCCUCCAGCUCGCAUGUGAUGCUUCGCCCUACGGGGUUGGCGCUGUGCUCUCGCACAUCAUGCCUGAUAAUGAGGAGAGACCGAUAGCCUAUGCAUCACGAGCGCUCAGCAAAGCGGAACAAAACUAUGCUCAUAUUGAGAAGGAGGCGCUAGCGAUAGUUUUUGGAAUACGAAAGUUUCAUCAGUACCUUUAUGGUAACAAGUUUGUUCUAAUCACUGACCAUCGCCCGUUGACCUCCAUCCUGAGUCCAUCGAAAAGUACACCAUCAAUGGCUGCAGCUCGAAUGCAGCGUUGGGCGCUCCUCCUGGCAGCUCAUGAUUACACCAUUCAAUACCGAAAAGGUGCCUUACAUGCAAAUGCCGAUGGGCUGUCACGACUGCCACUCCCCUACACGCAUAAAGAGAAGCAAGGCGCAGUGGAGGUAUUUUACACAUCUCAGUUAGAAAACUUACCAGUCAGUAGCACCGAGAUCAAAGGAAACACCUUGACUGACCCUAUCUUGGCUCAGGUCCUAGAAAUGGUCUCAACUGGUCGUUUUCCAGCUGCUAAGGAUGCAGGUGAAGAGCUGUCACCCUAUCUGCAGCGCCGGCAUGAGCUCACAACCCAACAGGGAUGCCUCAUGUGGGGUGGGAGAGUUAUCGUACCACCUAAACUGCGCCCUCGAGUUCUGGAAGAGCUCCAUUCAUCACAUCCAGGUGUAGUGAGGAUGAAAAGCCUGGCACGCAGCUAUGUAUGGUGGCCCGGUAUAGACACUCAAUUGGAACUACAGGUCAAAUCUUGCCAAUCCUGUCAGAGCGUACAAAAAGAGCCUGGACUAGCACCGUUACACUCUUGGAUGUGGCCCUCCAGUCCUUGGGAAAGGAUACAUGUGGACUUUGCAGGUCCAUUUGAAGGACAUAUGUUCUUGGUCGUGGUGGAUGCACAUUCAAAGUGGCCAGAGGUGCAUAUCAUGAAGAGCACCACUGCCUGUAUGACCAUUCAAGUGCUCAGGGGAAUGUUUAGUCGCUAUGGCAUUCCACACAUCCUGGUGAGUGACAACGGACCGCAGUUCUGUGCGGAAGAAUUCAGUACAUUCCUGAAAAACAAUGGAGUCAAACACAUCCGCUCAGCGCCAUACCAUCCAGCCACCAAUGGCCUGGCCGAACGAUUCGUGCAGACUUUCAAACAUGCUUUGAAGGCAUCAAAAGGCUCAGCACAGGUGCGUCAGCGACUUGAGGCGUUCCUAUUAACAUACAGAAACACCCCUCACGCAACAACGAAAGAAACACCGGCAAUGUUGUUUCUUGGACGCAGGCUGCGCUCUCGAUUGGAUUGUUUAAAACCAAGUGUGGCUGGAGCUGUACACAGGUCACAGGAUGCCCAACAACAACGGCGCCAGCAUCACGCUAAAGACAGACAGUUUGAGGUAGGAGAGUCAGUUCUUGUGCGUGAUUAUAGAAAGGGGGAGGAAAAGUGGGCACAAGGUGUGGUGAGAGAAAAGACUGGACCGGUGUCGUACAAGGUGAAUGUGGGAUCGCCAGGGGUAUGGAAACGCCAUGUGGACCAGAUGUUGAGACGCCCAGAUUCAGAGCCUCAGCAAACUGCAGUGAAUCAUACUGUAAGCCCACAGGUGUUACUACCUCCUAGUGAUAGUUGCACCACACUGCACUCAAAUACUCCUUUAUUAGAAAAGAAGGAUGUUCAAGUUCCAGAAAUCCAAGAAACAUUAAAAACACACCAGUCCACUGAACCACCAUCAACGGAACAUCCUCAGAUAACCGAGACAGUGAAACGUUAUCCUGUGAGGAUCAAAAGACCACCAGCUCGUUACCGUGAUGAGUGAGCAGUAAUUAGUUAAUAAAGGGUUAAAGCAUAGUUUUGAGUGAGAGACAUAUUCUUUCAACAUAUAAGUUAUACAACCACUGAGAUAUUCCUAAUUUGUUGUUGGAAGUACAAGAGAAAGUGGUAAUUGUACCUUUAGUGUCAUACAUGAAAAGUAUAUUGUUUUGUUUAAACAAAAUGUUGAAUGUUAAUGUUAAUGGCAUUCUAUCUUAGUGGGGAGGAAAUGUUAUGUAUGCAGCUAAAUGUUGUUAUAUAAAGACUGAACCAUUAGGGGGCAUCAGUGUUCUAUUAUUGGUUGAUGUCUGUAUUGAAUAAAGUAGUUGAAGAAGAACUGAACAAAGAAAACAACGUGUGCGUGUUGCUCUAUAUGUA
Molecule: messenger RNA, 3122 nt
Organism: Carassius gibelio (silver crucian carp)
Lineage: Eukaryota; Metazoa; Chordata; Actinopteri; Cypriniformes; Cyprinidae
Exons: 1
Coding region: 25-2751 (908 amino acids)
Biological process (GO): DNA integration
Molecular function (GO): nucleic acid binding
Source: RefSeq, a predicted model, not a curated record